AUGAACGAUUACAGCAAGUGGGAGCAGCUGGAAGACAGUGAGGAUGAGAAAAUCGAGAAGGCAGAGUUGGAGCAAGAGAAGGCAAGGGCAGAGUACCAGGAGGAAUGCCGUGCAGAACAAGCAGAGGUUGAGAAGUGGUUACGGCGAUACCAGACACUGCUCGUAAAGGCGGAGGCAGAGCCUUCGCAAGCGCGGCCGCGGGAUCCCUAUGCCCCCCCGGAGUUGAUCAAGAAUAGCCAGCAGCCGUUUCGGAAAGCCAGCCGUGACGAUCUGCGGGUCUUGAGCAUGCUCAUGGUGCUGAGCCAUUUCGAGGAAGGCGGGACGAACCUGACCAGACAUCCUCAGCUGUUGGAUCUGGUCCGCCACAACCGAUGGCUGGAGGAGGACCCAGGGGCGAUGGAGCUUUUGUGCAGAGUGCACAACUACCACAUGAAGCAAGCGGAGGAUAAGGGUCGUGCACCGACGGCUCCCGAGCAGGAAAAGCUGGAACAGAGGCACCGAGCUCUUUUCUCUUCCCAGCCUUCUGCCACGGAUAAAGCGCCCCGCUCGCGCCUCUUCCUCUUAUGGCAGACUGCUUCCCGACCGCUGCCUGAUGACUCCUUGGCGCUGGUGAGCAUUGCGCCCGAGCUUCCCAAAAUAGUGCGCAGUAACAUUCAAAAGCCAGCUUGCUUCGCUCGUGGCGAUCCUUUUGCCAGCACGCACAAGGGCGUUCGGAUGGUCUCAAUAGAGAGGCGAAAAGACGUGCUGACGUCCGUGCAGGACGCGGCCGCCUACACAGAGGACUUUAAGGUCUGCUGCCGCCGAAAGUACAGCAAUCUAACCAGAUGUUGGCGUCUGCUCCUGGAUACUGCUGGUCUGGGUCGGGUCUCUUUCAUUCCCUUCUGCCGCGCUGCGCGUGCCAUGGGCUUCACCCACGUCACCACGCUGUGGAAGCAGCUGGAUGUUAACAACAGUGGCUUCAUCACAUUGGAGAGCUGGGAUCCGACGUCAUACAAGAGCCUCAUGCAAUUCCGCUCGAUCUGCCUUCGGGAGUAUGGCGGCCUCCGGGAAGCCUUCCAGUUCGGCCUUGACAGAAGUGGCUCGGGCACCUGUACGAAGAAGGAGCUCCGGCAAUUCCUGCAGGACUUCGACUUCGCCGGGGACUGCGCCGCUCUCUGGAGCGCGCUGGACGAGAACCAGGAUGGCUACUUGACCGUUGAUGAGCUGGACUUCUUGUCACAAUGGCAGGGCGAGAGAUACCGAUCUGACGAGGUCCAUCCUGCAGGGGGUUCUGACAUCGCGGCGGGCUCGGGCGGCUCAGUUCUUGCUUUGCGCUGGGUGACAGUCGCAGUUGUGACAGAGGAUAUUCUGUGGGUGAAUUUCGUUUUCAGACUUGAAGAUUUCAACUUCCACCUCCAUGACAGCGAAUACGUUACGACCGAGACAAAGUCCGACUUCGCAGCUAUUGUAGCGCAGUUGAUCACAUGA
Molecule: messenger RNA, 1467 nt
Organism: Symbiodinium sp. CCMP2592
Lineage: Eukaryota; Dinophyceae; Suessiales; Symbiodiniaceae
Source: the annotation of a GenBank genome assembly